AUGUUUCCGAUGCGUUGCAGAUCGGGCAGCACCUCUCCAUCUACGGGAAAGUGGCGCCCGAACGGGUUCCCGCUCAGCGUGCCCCACCCGGAAUUCGAAGUCCUCGAUGCCGGGACAGAACGGCAGCCGGAGGUACGACCCGUAUACGGUAAGCCCGGCGAUGUAUCCCAAGCCCACCUGCGCGGCUGGGUGGCCCAGGCCCUGGAACGGUUCGGCGGGUUCCUGCCCAGCUUCCUUCCCUCGGAGGUAGCGGAACGGCAGGGGCUCAUGGACCUGCAACAGGCCCUGGAAGUGAUCCACCGGCCGGACAGCACGAUGGAACCCGACGCCCUCGAGGAAGCAAGGGCCCCGGCCCGCCGCUCCCUCGCGUUCGACGAAUUUUUCUACUUCCAACUGGCCCUGGCUUUGCGGCAGCAGCAGCGCCUGCAGACCCCCGGUUUCCGCUCGCCGGCACGGGCGGACUCGCUCACCGGCCGAAUGCGGCAGUCGCUGCCCUACCGCCUCACCGGCGGGCAGGAGCGGGUGUUGCAGGAGAUCUACCGGGACAUGGAGUCGCCCAACCCCAUGCGGCGCCUGCUGCAAGGCGACGUGGGCGCUGUUGCUGCUGGCACCGAGUUGCUCGCGGAGCAGCACUACGAAAGACUCGCAACUACGCGGAGAGUCUGGGCGUGCGCGCGGCGCUGCUCUCGGGGUCUCUUCCCGCGGCUGCCCGGAAGGAGACUCACCGAACGCAUCGGCGACGGCGAGGUGGACUUCGUGAUCGGCACGCACGCCCUCAUUCAGGAGGGCGUCUCGGUGCCGCGCAUGGGGUUGGGCAGAUCGUGA
Molecule: messenger RNA, 825 nt
Organism: Geodia barretti
Lineage: Eukaryota; Metazoa; Porifera; Demospongiae; Tetractinellida; Geodiidae
Source: the annotation of a GenBank genome assembly